Messenger RNA from Racocetra persica, 206 nucleotides. The record is from the annotation of a GenBank genome assembly. Lineage: Eukaryota; Fungi; Glomeromycota; Glomeromycetes; Diversisporales; Gigasporaceae.
GUCUUAUUAGAAAGAAUUAUAUUCUUUAUGGCAAAGAUUCUUUUCAGAUAACUUGUAGUGGUGAUAGUGGAAGUUCGGUAUUUUCGUAUUCAGAAAGUUUAUUGAAUGUGAGUUUAAUUGGCAUACAUAUUGGACGACUUAGAGAUUAUUCUGAAGCUAUACCAUUAGAUAUAAUUCACGCUAUUGGUGGAGUAGUACCCGUUUAA